Molecule: messenger RNA, 1109 nt
Organism: Oryzias latipes (Japanese medaka)
Lineage: Eukaryota; Metazoa; Chordata; Actinopteri; Beloniformes; Adrianichthyidae
Gene: rhno1
Product: RAD9-HUS1-RAD1 interacting nuclear orphan 1
Biological process (GO): DNA damage checkpoint signaling; recombinational repair; cellular response to ionizing radiation
Cellular component (GO): chromosome; nucleus
Source: RefSeq, a predicted model, not a curated record
CCAGCCGCUAACCCGAAGAAGACAAAGAAAAAAUCCGGGAAAUUAAAAGUAACAACAACACGGACAAGCUAAGAUAAAAAGGUCUGAAUGAACCGAAAAAUAAGGGAACGUUUUUAUUCCGUAUUCCGUACAUGGACACAUAAUCACGGAAAAAGCACAAUAUGAUGCUUAAGAUUGAUUUAAAUUGAUGCCCCGGAAAGCGGCAAAGACAGACAAGCCUGCACUGCAAUUCCUGGAGCGACCUGUGAGUGGCGCCAGACUUCAAAAUGUGCCUGAAGUCAGAGCUGCUCUCAAUCCCAGAGAGUUUUUCUCCAAGACACACAGCUCUUCAGCUCUCAGUUCCUGGGUUCAACCCCAGUUUGACAUCUCAGCUACACCUCCAUUUAGACGAGGAAGAAGAAAUUGUCAGUCCGUCACAAGGAUUCUUGACACGUGCAACGAGCUGUCCAGGAAACACAAAGUGUGCAAAUACCCAUCGUUAUUAUUUCUUAGGGCGGAGAGAGACAAGUCCCAUAAUCCAAGUGGACAGCGCACAAAGAAAGCGGCAGAGGUGACGUCAAUGCCUGAAGAUCAACCACAGGGAUCAUGUCAAAGCAAUAGGACAGUUUUACCUGCACCUAAGAGACGAAGAAAUCCUCAAAAAUCUUUAAACAGAGCUCCAUCUCACAGUGAAUAUUUGCACCAACCUGAAAAUCAGUUAAUAGAGGUAACGGAGGAAAGCAGAACUCCACCCGGUGGGUGUAGUAGCCCUAGACUUGGCAAUGUUGACCCGCCUCCUGAAGUGGACACUCCAACAAUGAAGCAGAACAGUUGCCCCAUGUCUCCCCCUGUUUGUUCACUGCUGGCUGAUCCCUCCUCCCCGCAGUGUCAUCUUCAUCCUAAUGUUUUGGUCUCCGACACACCAGAGAGGGACUAUGGGGUGAAGGUGACGUGGAGGAGGAGAAAGGGAUUGAUGAUCAUAUUAAAGGAAAGGGGCCUCCUCGAUUAGUCACUUAAGUUUAUUCUAUCAUAAAUCUUUUAAUUUUUGUAAAAAAUCCUUUUUCAUUUCUCUUGCACACCCAAAUAAUAUUAUUUUUUCCUGAUGUUGCCUGACAAGAAUCAAAUGAAAA